Molecule: messenger RNA, 1176 nt
Organism: Branchiostoma floridae (Florida lancelet)
Lineage: Eukaryota; Metazoa; Chordata; Leptocardii; Amphioxiformes; Branchiostomatidae
Product: NACHT, LRR and PYD domains-containing protein 14-like
Source: RefSeq, a predicted model, not a curated record
CUUUAUGAAUCUGCACACAAUACAGGAUUGUCUGACGCGGUUGACGACAUCAUCGUCUGUCUGAAGGACCUGUAUGCUACAGAAUAUGCGCAUGUGCGGCCUCUGUCGUGGCGUGAAGACCUCAACCUGGAUCUUUGAGAAGUCUACACCAGCCUGCAGCUCCAGCGAAGGGAUGACAGGGGGCACUUUCAGAACACAGACACUAUCGUAAGUUACAAGGUAAAGGAAGGUGAAGAUGUCAGAAACGUAAGGGUAGAGGGUGACUCUGGUAUAGGGAAGUCGUGCUCUUGUCAGAAACUUGCCCAUGAUUGGUCCAACGGGAAAUUGGACAGAUUUAAGAUUGUUUUCUUUCUUGAAAUGCGACACUUAGCUGGGAAAGUAAACGAAGCAAUAUUUGAGCAGCUCCUACCAAAGGAUACAAAAAUCACCCCAGAAAGGCUCUGGUCAUGCAUCCAAGAGAACCAGGAUGAUGUUCUCUUCAUUCUAGAUGGUCUAGAUGAGCUCAGUCAGGCAGCUAGGGAAGUCACAGAUGUGGUGGACUUGAUUCAGGUUAUAAUUGUCAGGAACUGUCAUGUCCUGGUCACCUCCAGGCCAUACCACUGUGUCAAAGACCUGGAGAAAUGUCACCAGUUCUACAAAAUUGUUGGCUACAAUAAAGAAAAUUCAGAAGAGUUUAUACACAAAUACUUUUUUAAGUCCCAGAGUCUGCUUCUAAACUAGUGGAACAGUUUCAAAGUAACAUCAAUUUGUCAGAAAUAGUAGUUAAUCCUCUCAACAACGUUCUCAUUUGUGUUGUCUGGGAAGAUAGCAACAACGAAUUGCCUUCUAACAAAGCUGAACUUUAUGAAAUGAUUAUGCUUUCGGUUGCUAAGCGAUCCUGUACAAAGAAAAGCCUUCCAUUGGAUGGUGAUCAGCUUCCUCUCAACAUACAAGAAGCGUUACGAGGCCUGGAAAAACUGUCUUGGGAGGGGCUAGAGCAGGAGCAGCUCCAGUUUAACUUAAAUGAGAUCACAAAGAAGUAUGAAGUGAACGCUGAUAACAUGUUAGACAUGGGCCUCCUGACUAGAGAUUACUCUUUCUCCAGAAUCAAACGCACCUGCUACUGUGCCUUUCUGCACAAAACGUUUCAGGAAUACAUGGCCGCUCGCUACAUCGGUGUCCUGGUCACGGAUGGAA